AUGCAUUCUAAUGAACAACAAAAUCAAAUACAUAAUACGUACAUUGAAAAUGUAGCAGAAUUAAAGGAGAAUGCUGCAGAAUUGAAUCCAAAUGAUGAGAAUGCUGCAGAAUUAAAUUCUAAUUAUGCGAAUGCUGCAGAAUUAAAUACAAAUAAUGAUAAUUAUAAUAUUGUUAUUAUGUCUUCAGUUUUAAGGCCAGUUGAUGAAACUAUACCUGACGUUCAAUCUGUUAUUAAAAAAGAAGUACAAGAUGCUCCCUUAUACACAUUGCGACGGAAAACUACAGAACCUGUACAGAUGCAUACUGAACUUCGAGCUGAAGAAUUAGCUUGGUUUUUCCUUUUUCCAAAAAGACGAAAUGGACUUCAUGAACCAUCAGGAUUAUAUCCUAUUACACCAUUAGAUUAUUGUCAAGCUCGUAUUAUGUGUCAGGAUCCUAGAUUUCAACAAAAUGAUUACUUAUUUUAUUGUUUAUCCGUCAUGGAAUAUUACCGGGCUCGGCAAAAUGUUGACGUCUGCCUUAGAUUUAGACAAGGCAAUAAUAUUCCUGAAGGCCUUGUACAAAAUUUGCAUAUUAAUAUGAGAGCUUUGCGUGGUUCUAAUGCAUAUUGGCAAACUGCAUGUAGCGGUUUAAUUGCUAUGGUUCGCAACUUGGGCCCGCCACAAUGGUUUUUAACGUUAAGUUGCAACGAUUUUAAUUGGAAAGAUAUAUUGCAAGCAUGUCUUAUUGCAGCUCAAAGAAAAGGAGAGAAUGUAGACAAUUUAGAGUUUAAUGAAAAACAACGAUUAGUUGUUGAGCAUCCCGUAGUAUUAUCUCGUCAUUUUAUGGUUCGUGUUCAUGCAAUGAUGCGUGUAUUGCUAAAUGAUGACACUUUAUUAGGUGAGAAACUAAUAGAUUUCUGGUGGAGAAUAGAAUUUCAAAAUAGAGGUAGUCUACAUUUACAUAUGCUGUGCUGGAAUGAAGGAAUUCCAUUAUUUGAAGGCCCACAAGGUAUAGCUCUUAUUGACAAAAUUGUAUCCUGUACAUCUUCUACGGGAGAUGACGAAUUAGAUGCACUCAUUGCACGCGUUCAAGUGCAUAGACAUAGUAAUACAUGUUACAAAGAUAGACAACACGGACAAUGCCGAUUUGGUUUUCCAAGAAGAGUUAGUGAUACAACUACCUUGCUUGGACCAGAUGAAGCUAUUCGUAAUAAUGGACGUUUCUGUAUAUUAAAACGUAAUUCUACAGAUGUAUUUGUUAAUAAUUAUAAUCCUACACUUCUUAAAUUAUGGAAUGGCAAUAUGGAUUUGCAACCUUGUGGGAAUGUUACAGGUAUAGCUUAUUAUAUAGCUAAAUAUGCAGCUAAACAUGAAUCUCAUGAUGUUGGUCAAGCAAUUAAAGAUGCAAUCAGUAGAGUUCAGAGAUACGGUGGAGAUAUAGGAAAGCAAUUAUUUGCUGUAUCAAUGACUAUACUUCGACAUAGACAGAUAUCUGCCUGUGAAUGUGCAUUUCGUUUAUGCCAUUUAAAAUUACGUGAUAGUUCACGAAAAGUUGUUUUUCUAAAUACAUGCUUUCCGCAAGAACGUUAUCGUAUGUUACGUUGUGAUGGCUAUAUUAACAGUGUAUAUGCAAACUUAUUUGAUCGUUAUUGUUUACGUCCGGAGAAUUUAAACGAUCUCAGUUUAGCUGAAUUUGCUGUUACAUAUGAAUGUGUAUCACGAUUUGACAAUUAUGAAGAAGAUGGAGAUAUCGAAGUUUAUAAUCAAGAAAACGAUGUAGUUUCAACUAAGUAUAUUCGUUUACAAGAUGGUACAAAAAUGAAACGGCGUACACGUCCUGCAGUGUUAAGAACACGAUAUUAUACUCAAACUAGUAAUCGUGAAGCAUACUUUUAUAGUUAUUUAGUAGCUCAUGUUCCUUUUAGAAAUGAAGAAGAACUACUUGAGGGAUAUGAAACAGCAGAACAGGCAUUUAAUGCCAAGCGUCAACUACUACGACCUCUACGGAGAGGACAAAAUAUUGAGCAAUUUCAAUUUGUAGAACAAGAAUUACAAGAAGUUAUAGCUCAAAUUGCAGCAUUUGAUGACGGCGAUACAAAUGCACAAUCUACGGAGGAGCAGGAUGUGGAAAAACAUUUCUUUUAAAAAUGAUAGAACAACAGAUUAAGCGAUGUUAUGCUCCUACUAUUGAUCUUUUAUUGAAACCGACAUUCGUUGAAGUGACUGCUCUUACUGGUGUUGCCGCUAGAUUAAUUAAUGGACGUAC
Messenger RNA from Nylanderia fulva, 2248 nucleotides. The record is from RefSeq and is a predicted model, not a curated record. NCBI's taxonomy places the organism in Eukaryota, Metazoa, Arthropoda, Insecta, Hymenoptera, Formicidae.